GCCCCUCCGCCGCCUCGCCUGCCGCGCCGUCGUCUCAUUCAUGGACCUCGCCGGCCCGCUGCUGUUCCGCCUGGGGUACAGCCUGUACACCCGCACGCGGCUGGGCUACCUCUUCUAUCAGCGGCAGGUGAGGAAGGCCCGGGAGCGGUACCCACACGGCCACUCUGUGUCCCAGCCAUGCUGCUUCCCUGGGGUGAAAAUCCUGCCUAUUCCCGUGCUUUCCAACAACUACAGCUACCUGGUCAUUGACACCAGCUCUGGCCAUGCGGCCGCCAUCGACCCCUCUGACCCGCUGGCUGUGCAGGCUGCCAUUGAAAAAGAGGGGGUGAUGCUGGAGGCCAUAUUCUGCACCCACAAACACUGGGACCACAGCGGGGGGAACGCAGAGCUCUGCCAGCAGCACAGCUCCUGCAAGGUGUACGGCAGCGCCCUCGAUUCCAUCCCAGACCUCACCAACCCACUUACAGACAGGGAGAAGGUGAGCGUGGGCUGCCUGACCUUCCAGGCGCUUGCCACGCCUGGCCACACUGUGGGCCACAUGGUGUACGUGCUGGACGGGGAGCCCUUCGGUGGCCCCCCCUGCCUCUUCUCCGGGGACCUCCUCUUCCUCUCUGGCUGUGGCAGGCUGUUUGAGGGCUCUGCUGAGACCAUGCUCGCCUCCCUGGACUUGGCCAUGGGCUUGGGCGAGGACACACUGCUGUGGCCAGGCCACGAGUAUGCACUGGAGUGCCUGACCUUUGCCAGCCUCCUGGAGCUGGACAACCCUGCGCUGGACCAGAAGUGGCAGUGGGUGAUGCAGCAGCGCCAGGAGAAGAGGAUCACGUGCCCCUCCACGCUGGGGGAGGAGCAGACCUACAACCCCUUCCUGCGGACCCAUCGGCCAGAGCUGCACGCAGCGCUGGGGCUGCGGCAAGGCGCAGGGGAGCACCCCAAUGCCUUCCGUGCCCGCGUCCUCAAGGAGGUGCGGCGGCGCAAGGACCUCUACAAAGCCCCCUAAUCACCGCCUGCCUGGGUCCCCUUUCCAUGGGCUGGGUGCUGCUCUGGCACAGGGAGCCCGGGCCCAUGUGGUUUGUUUUGCUGUGAAUCUCCUUCCUGGGGUGCAGUGUUUGCAGGGGUGUGGGGAAAGAGUGGGCACCCCAUAAGUGAUCCCUGCCUUUGUUCCCCCAGACUUGGGGGUCACCAGCUGUUACACAAAAGCACCUUGAUACCCUUUGUGGGGGUCUGUAGCCCCCCACCCCACUGCUGGGGCUGUAGCAAUGGCACCAAGGGCUUUUCCUAACCCUGCCCUAACUUUUUGGGAGCCCCCAGUUCCUCCCCCAGCACUCAGCCUCCCCCUGGCAGCUCCACUGCUGUGGAUCUCCUCUGGGGGGGCUGGGAUGGAGCCAGCAAGGUGGGCAGCCCAGUACUACCUCCAGGCAAGGGGCUCUUCUCCAGCACCCCCUGUUUGGGGCCAUGGGGCCAAACUGGGUGAUGGAGGGGGGAUUAUUGCUGUACUGGGGUCUAGAGUGUGUC
This is a messenger RNA of Pezoporus flaviventris, 1512 nucleotides long. RefSeq names its product probable hydrolase PNKD. Gene Ontology annotation, molecular function: hydroxyacylglutathione hydrolase activity. The coding region runs from base 41 to 997 and encodes 318 amino acids. The transcript has 9 exons. Lineage: Eukaryota; Metazoa; Chordata; Aves; Psittaciformes; Psittacidae. Gene Ontology annotation, cellular component: mitochondrion. The record is from RefSeq and is a predicted model, not a curated record.